CUGAGGUCAGUCUGUUGGUUUGGCCCUCAAAAAAUGUUCCAGUGUAUCAUGAUGAUGUGGCCACUUGAUGUGGACAAUGAAUUGGCCAAUGCUGGUGUAAUGAUAGAGUAUCUGGCAACCUGGGGAAGGGGGCGUGUUUGUUUACAUUUCUUGUGCGCCAUGCCCGUCGACGUGAUGACGUGCAAGGUGCGAAAUCCGGUGGAAGUCGGAAGGGAAGCGGUGGAGGAUUCUCAGCAGAUCUGAGAUAUAAAAUGGUGAGAGCGGUGAGGAGGAGCUGCUGCAGCGCUGAGGGUAUCUCUGAAUCCUUCUAAAACAUGGAGAAAAUGGAGGCAAACUCUUUGCAUGCUGAGUUCAGUGGCUUCAAUUUCAUAAUUUCUAUAGUUGAAUCAUUAUAGCUAAUGGAGGCGCAGUUUUGCAUGUUUUGAAGAACCUCUUGAACCUGAAUCUGGUAGAACAUGGAGAACGAGGCCAACUCCUUCCAUGUUGAGUUCCCAGACUUCUCCUGCUCCCUUCUUAAGAAGCUCAACCAGCAGCGUCAGAGGGGGCAGUUGUGUGACCUCAUUGUGUCUUUAGGUGGACACCAGUUCCGGGCCCACCGGGCUGUGCUGGCAGCCAGUUCCCCUUAUUUCUGUGACCAAGUGCUACUAAAGAACAGUGCCAGAGUGGUUCUGCCUGAUGUCAUGCAUCCAUGUGUGUUUGAGAGGCUUCUCCUUUCCUGUUACACAGGUGCUCUCUCUGUGCCGUCCGGUGAGGUGGUGGCCUUCCUGACUGCUGCUAGCUUUCUGCAAAUGUGGCACGUGGUGGACAAGUGCACUGAAUUGCUGGAAGUGGGGAAUAAAGGAGGGGGUGGGAGUUUUGAACCGGGCUCAUCACCUAGAGAUGAUAGCUAUUGCUUAGAUAACGACGAGGAUGGAGAUUUCGAGGGAGGAGGUGAAACAGAUGCCCACAAAGAAGAACUGGGAAUAGAAGAUCUUCUGGAGGAUGGGGUCUCUAUCCCUGCAGCAGGUACAGGCACCUCUCAGAGCACAAGUUGUUCUCCUCACGAAAGAUCGAGCAGUGAAAGUGGGGAGCCAGACACUGCUGAUGUUCAAAGGUCUAGGUCUGCUUAUGUCCCGCCCAGCAUCAUGGGUCACAGAAAGAGGGUGCAUGUAAAGUCUGAGAGGCAAAGUCGGGAAGAUUGCAGCGGCCUUUUCGGCACUGACUCGCAUCCUCCCUCUGACACAGAUCAGACCAGCCACCCAGCAGAGGCCAUGGACGACAGUUUAGAGGAGAAGCUGGCAUCCCGCUUCGAGGACAACAUGGACGGAGACUGCCACUAUGAAGACCCUCUGGAUUUCUACGGCACCUCCAUCGCAGGAUUCUCACAGGACGGUGACGAAGGCUCUCCCGCUCUGUCGAAAGAUGAGCUGCAGCCGGACGCAAGCACAGGUACAGUUAAAGGCGAGGAAGAUAGCUCCCAGGGCGGCGAAGACACGAAAGAGCAGACCACCCACUCAGGGUUCGCAUCUGUGGUGUACAAGCUCUACCCAUGUCAGUGUGGCAAGAGCUUCACCCACAAGAGCCAGAGAGAUCGGCACAUGAGCAUGCACUUAGGCCUGCGCCCUUUCGGCUGCGCUGUCUGCGGCAAGAGCUUCAAGAUGAAGCACCAUCUGGUGGGCCACAUGAAGAUCCACACAGGCAUCAAGCCGUACGAGUGCAACCUCUGUUCCAAACGUUUCAUGUGGAGGGACAGCUUCAACCGCCACACCUCUACUUGUGCCAAGUCCCACCAGAGCCGUCGGAGCAGAGCGGAGCAUUCCUCUUAGUUAGUCUGUUGCUGCAGAAUACUAUGGGAAGACGCCUGGAGAGUGUUUAGCGCUACCAAGAAAGUGUGGUAAUCUGUCAUUUUCUUCAAAGCAGGGGUGUUUACUAGGGAUGCACAAUGCUAUUGGGUUUAUAUCAGUAACGACAGGUAAUUGCUUAAAAUCGCCAUGGUGCUGUGAUUAAGUACAGUCUGACAGUAUAUAGACAACAGUAAACUGUAAAUUCCUUGUCAUUGGAGCAGGGAUGGAAAUUUAGUUUAUGUACAGUAUGUGCAACAGUAUUGUCAUCCCUUAAAAAAAACACUGACCAACUUUUCAUAUCAGAAAGUGUAGUUAAUUCUAUUUAAUUGGAAGGGAUAGAAAAACAGUGGAGUUAUUACAAACGUUUCCUGUUUUGUGCAUCCCUAGCAGUCACUCCUGAUUCUGGAGGUCAGUUAAACACUCAAACCUACUUUAACUGACCUGUUCAUUGCCAGGUUUAGUGCAUAGCGCUAUGUCUUUGGCCAUUCAGGACAGAGAGUCAGUAAACCUCUUUUAGAAGACAGCAAAAGCCCCCCUAGAUCUGUGUCUGAAACUGUGCCCUGUUCACUAUAUAGUGCACUUUUUUUGGGAUUCAGCCAUUUUGUAGUAGUGUAAUAUCCAUAAUCCGUAUUUGUUAUUUAGUUUGAAGAUUAGAUUUCAGCUUAUGUAAGGAAGACUGAUGUUCAGGUGAGCUCACACGCGUAGCGUUUGAUUCUGGUCCCUGUAAUAAUGCUCUAUAUACAGAUCUGGAAAAAAUACAGAGAUCACUCCAGUUUCUCUGAUUUUGCUACUUAUAGGUAGAUUUUUGAGAAAGUGAACAUGCUUGUUUUAUUCUAUAAACUACGGACAAAAUUUCUCCCAAAUUUCAAAUACAAAUAUUGUCAUUUUUAACAUUUAUUUUCAGAAAAUACAAAAUGUCCGAAAUAACAAAAAAAAUAUUCAGAGCUCAAAUAAUGAAAAGAAAAUAAGUUCAUAUUCAUACAUUUUCAGAGUUCAGAAAUCAAUAUUUAGUGGAAUAACUCUGGUUUUUUAAUCACAGUUUUCAUGCAUCUUGGCAUGUUCUCCUCCACCAGUCUUACACACUGCUUUUGGAUAACUUUAUGACACUCCAGGUGCAAAGAUUUAAGCAGUUCAGCUUGGUUUGAUGGAUUGUGGUCCAGAGGUUUUUAAUUUGAUAAAAUCAAAGAAACUCAUCAUUUUUAAGUCUUGUUUUUACUCUUAUUUUUUCCAGAGCUGUAGUUUGGGCUUGGUGAUAAAAGUGUGAUUGUAGUGCAACGUAAGACUAUAGUGACGACAGUUUAAUAUAUAUGGCAAUAGGAAAGAGAAAAGGACAGAAGUAGUGCAGACAGGGUGAAUGGGGCACACAGUAGUUUUGGACACAGUCUAGGUUUUCACUCAGUGCUGCUGAAUGAUGGAGAAGCUGAAGGGGUCUGAAGCACAUAGAUGUUCAGGUAUUCCCAAGACCAUGUAUUUCUCUCAGAUGAAAAUGUAUCAUAGCAACCAUGUCAAUAUUUCAAAAUAGAUUUUUUUUUUUUAAAUUAAUUUUAAAUGUGUUUUCAGACGUAGCCUUUAAAAGCAUUUUCAGGACCCUUAAAUAAGGUCACAGAAGUUUGACUGAGCAAUGAUUAGAUAAUUUUGGCCUUAUUAAGGCUGGAACUGCCAUCACUGGCUUAAAGACCCUUGCAGUUUUCUGUAGUCUGUUUGGGAGGUGCCAUAGUGUGCUUUAUACAGCACGGGGAGAUAUAAAAUAGAUAAAUGUUUGAUUCAUUUUAUACACUGAAAUAUCUACUAUACGCUUGUCAGGGUCAUUUGGAAUUUGUAUUGAGGAAAGAAAAGAAAAAAGAAAUUCUACUGGCUAUUGAUAAUUCUGUAUGCAGCAGUAAGGUUUUACCACCAUGUUGGUUUUGUAAAUUGUGCCAUUGUAAUAAAUUGUAACAUAUAUUUUAGGAAAUGUUUCUGGAUGUAAGAAAGCACUAUAGGAAUAGUUUCUACAUCCUCACUCUUACUGAAAAAGCAAACCUCAGAAAAGGUGUUGGUUAAGAAUUAACACCAGAACAGGGAAAGGCAUUUUGUAAAGGGCUGUAAUGUAACUAGAGUAGGAGCUGAAUAUUUGCAUGUACUGUUAUUUAAUGGGCCUGUUGUAAAGUGAGCUUCAGCAUCGUUGAAUUAAUGGCUUGAGUGAGUCUAGUUGUGUGUUCGUAAGAAGCACCGAUGCUUGUGAUACAAAUGAUAUCGCACUGUCAAUGGACUUUUUUUCCCUUUUAGCUUUUUAAAAAUUAUACCUGAACAGACAUCAUGCUGCUGCUGAUGCUUAGUAGACUCAGUAGUAUAAACAGCACUGUGAUUACUGUUAUCAGUAAUCAGAACUGUGCACUUGUGCAUUCGUUGGUCAGAAGAAAACAUCCCAUUAUUAGUUGAACUUUUUUAUUAACUAUUAGUCUUUUGGGAAAAUAACCAGUUGGGUAACCUUAAAGGACAAGUUCAGCUAAAAAAAUCAAAAGAACAUGAUGUCUGACAUAUCCCAAUCAGUCAUGUCUAAUAUAUAUAUAUAUAUAUAUAUAUAUAUAUUACAGUAGUAGAUGCUAAGCUAAGAAACACUGGAUUUAUGCUGCAUUCAAUUUACCUCAAAAUUCAGUUAGCUAAAGACUUUGGAGUUUGACAAUCUUUUACUAAUGUUUUAGGGCAAAUCCAACCAAUAUAGCCAACCAAUAUAUGUCCCAGAUUAUCACUGUUAGCAUUGCUUUAGGUUAGCAUAGUUAGCGAUACUGCUUUUUGUGCACCAAAAUACCUCUGAAACAUGUCCACAGACAGAAGUUAAGCUAAUAAACUGUACUGUAAUAACAGUACUGCUUUUAUUAAUGGUGAUAUGUAGGCCAGCCAUUUUGAGUUCAUAGCUGAGUACUAAAUCUCACUUGUGAGUGAGUUCCAGUUGAAAUUUCCUACAUGACACUUUAAGUUUAAUUAAACACCGCAUUGCAUAUAUUCAUUAAUAAAAUAAAAUCUUAAUUCAUUUAUAAACCUUUUAAUGAUUUAUGUGGGAACUGUUGUUUAGAUAGACUCAAGUACCAUAUUUUUGGGACUAUAAGGUGCACUGUAUUGUAAGGCACAUUUUAAGCGCACUAGUAAAAAACAAGGGUGUCACCAUGUUACCUAAUUCAGCAGUUCUCGCUGUAGGGGGGCGCGCCUAGGUAAACAAAAACUGUAAUUCUUAUUUAAAAAAAAAACAUUUUCUUUCAAAGCCAAAUGAGCGCUGGAUGUUAAUCUACACAUUUUCGCUCCUGAAAACUGUUUAUUUGGUCAGUAAAGUGCUUUCGUUUAUGUACAAUGAUCUUAGAUUUCCAAUAUUUGAGUGCGGUUAGCAGCAGUGCUAAUCGUGGUUAGCGCUUAGCGCUAGUAAAUGCUACCCGACAGCACUACACUGAGGAACCCUGAGUGUUCCUGUAAGCCAGGGGCGCGGUCGGCUAGCGGUUUGUCCCAUGUAGCUUGUUUUAACAUGGUAAACAUGCAAACUAGUCUGAUAUACUCACUUCUAGCACUGCGUUUAGCGGCUAGUGCUAAUAUUGCUAAGUGCUGGAGAAAAACUUUACUGAAACUCCUGUAUACCGCUGUACUUCAGCAAAGUGGCUGUACUGCUCUUUACAACCUGACUGAUGGUGUUUAUACGUAAGGCACACUGUAGAUUUUUGGGAAAAUGAAAGGAUUUUAAAGUGUGCCGUAAAAAUUCCAGAGUAGGUCCAAAAAAAUGGAAGUCCAGUGUUUGUUAGCAAAGUUAGCAUAGCACCUCUAAUCUUGACAGUUUAUAAACAUCCAGGUUUACUAAUUCAUCAUGUUCAUUUGAUAUUUUCUAGAACAAUUCCUUUAACCCCACCUUUACUCCAGGGAUGAUGUUCUUUCAACUGCCGAAUGUUGGAAAAUUAUAAUAAUAAUAAUUAUAAGUUAAUAAUAACUAACAUAAAACCUUGAUUUACCAACAGAACCUCAGAUUUGUAUUUAUAGUUUUCACACGGAUAAAAUGUGAAGGCAUGAACUGUAUAUUGGUAGUUAUUGCAGUCCUAGUUAGAAUUACGGUAAACUGUAGGCCAGCAUUGUAGUAUGGAAUAUUUUGGAAUAUCUUGCCACAAAAUACUGAACAUUUUCACCUCAUCAUCACACAUUUUGAUGUAAAUACUAUUCUCAUGGGAUCUUCAUGAAUGUGUGCUCAUGUGGUUUUACAGUACAGGCCUCAAGGACAGCAAGCAUAAGACAAUCAUGUAGGGGUGAAACAGAUUAAAUGACCCGGAGUAAACGGGGUCUAAAUACGUGUGGCUAAAAUCUUAUUAGGAUACAAUCCAGAUACUGGUCACAUGAAGUGACCGGGUGUAAAUGGGGUCAGCGGUCAAGUAUUCUCUGCAUCUUUCUUAUCUAAAAUGAUAAACCCUCUCUUGAGCUGUAGAAAUCUAAUUUCUGAAAAUCUUUUGAAUAAAUGGUUAUUGUCAACUUUCUUUUUUCACAAAUGAGUAUUACUACAUAUCACUUUAAAAAAUGUGGCUAUCAAGUCAGUGGGACACGAUGUCUUGUUGAUCAGUGAAUCUGGGCCUGAUGGAAUCUUUGCUGUCCACAUAUUAACCAGGUUGUCUUAAGAGACUGCUCGGGAAUCCUCACAUUUACUGUCUCCCAGUUGAUUACUACCUCAGGAGCAUUAUCAUGUGGUAGACCUGUUGAUCAGAGCUGGCUUUCCCAGAAGCAUGUUAGCACACUGAACACACACACACACACACACACACUCUCUCUCUCUUUAGCAGGUAAGACGAACUUAUGACUAAGGUGCUUCUGGGAAACUGGGCCCAGAACAGUCACUCAGAGAUUUUCUUUCAGGAGUAUCCCUUGCCUUUUGUUUUUUUUUUAACAUUGUUGUGUCGUUUUCUUCUUAUAGAAGAACUUUGUGAGAGGUUUGUACAAAGACGUGUUGAGCAAUAAACGUUUUAUUACUA
Astyanax mexicanus (Mexican tetra) is the source of this 6793-nucleotide messenger RNA. It is a transcript of the gene zbtb43, whose product is annotated as zinc finger and BTB domain containing 43. The record is from RefSeq and is a predicted model, not a curated record. Gene Ontology annotation, molecular function: RNA polymerase II cis-regulatory region sequence-specific DNA binding; DNA-binding transcription factor activity, RNA polymerase II-specific; protein binding. Lineage: Eukaryota; Metazoa; Chordata; Actinopteri; Characiformes; Acestrorhamphidae. Bases 456 to 1805 code for a protein of 449 amino acids. Gene Ontology annotation, biological process: regulation of transcription by RNA polymerase II. The transcript is spliced from 3 exons.